Messenger RNA from Rubroshorea leprosula, 624 nucleotides. NCBI's taxonomy places the organism in Eukaryota, Viridiplantae, Streptophyta, Magnoliopsida, Malvales, Dipterocarpaceae. The record is from the annotation of a GenBank genome assembly.
AAACUCUGCGUCAACUACCCAGGUCUUCUGUUAAGAACUCCUGUCUGGACAGUUAGGUCUGAAUGUUCGCUGAAGAUCGACAGUCUCUCGCGCCGCUGAUGUUCCGGUCUCUGGUGAGACUGAUGGUGUCGCUGAUUAGGGAACCUGCAGCCUCUGUAACAACCCUGCUGUAUUACAGCAAUCUUCUUCCUCAGAACAUAACAUGGGAGAGACUAGUCCGACGCGAGAUGCUUGAUCAAGAAAAUUACUUAUUCCAUUUUCUUAUAAACUUCUUGAGAUGUUUUUGGUAGAUGGAACAUUGCUGGUGGAUAAAACAUUGCUCCCUCUAUCUGUCUGCAAAAUUGUUGCCUUAUCUCAUAUGACUGGCACUGAAGAGAUUUUCCUUAUUUUACUAUCCCCCUACUUAGAAGUGUUGAACCGGCAGCUAAAUCCAAUUGUUUUUACAUGUAACGUCGCAAUGGAUGGCUCGUUCAGUUCAAAUGCUAAUUGAAUGUGAGCAAUUCUCUUGUAUGGAGAGAAUUGUAAGUUUGAAUGAGCUUGUUCCAUCGAAUCUGAAUGAGAAAUUUUCUGUCUGCAAUUUGGUAUUUGUUUUUUGUUUGCAAUGAUUAAAGGAUCAUCAAUUCA